Molecule: messenger RNA, 664 nt
Organism: Pocillopora damicornis (cauliflower coral)
Lineage: Eukaryota; Metazoa; Cnidaria; Anthozoa; Scleractinia; Pocilloporidae
Molecular function (GO): oligosaccharide binding
Source: RefSeq, a predicted model, not a curated record
CUUCGAGAUUUUAACUAAAAUGUUCUCCAAAAACUUCGUUCUCCUUUACAUAUUCUUUUCAUACUCUUGCUAUUGUGACGGGGAUUAUUGUGAGCGUUUCAGGGAGUCCUUUGAUUCCCUCUUAUACAACCGUGUUCUGAUCGGCCAGGUGAUCAAGUCGUUGUUCACUCGCGGUGGAAUUCUCUCCUGUGCUCACAGAUGCUUGUCUCUUCCGUCAUGUUCAUCAUACAACUACCAAAUGUCAGAGUCCGACCAUGGCGUUUGUGAGUUAAACGGCGGAAAAGAGGGCGAUCAGGAAAACUUGGUGGAAAAAGCUGGUUAUGUUUUCGCACGGCGGAGAAAGCCGCCACGCAGCUGCAAAGAGGCAAGACAGCUGAUCAGUAAGCCUGCAUCAGGCUAUUUCUAUAUCCAAGACAACAACUGUCAUGAGUUUAAAGUCUACUGCGACUUCACCUCAGAGCCCGGUUGGGCCUGGACUCUAGUUAUGUCAGAAACCUUACAGAACGACAUGCAAAACAUGGCAGACACUAACACCCAUAAAAAUGGAAAUCCCACAACUAACACUCGAUUCACACCACCCGAGGUAGAUGUUAGGGUUCUAGAGAAUCAGGAUCUCUCGCAGGACCCAAAGUGUUGUUCUUCUGCUGAUAGUAAAAGACUUUGA